Suillus plorans is the source of this 1183-nucleotide messenger RNA. Its product is annotated as RNA polymerase Rpb7. Gene Ontology annotation, cellular component: RNA polymerase II, core complex; P-body. Gene Ontology annotation, molecular function: single-stranded DNA binding; translation initiation factor binding; single-stranded RNA binding. The record is from RefSeq and is a predicted model, not a curated record. Bases 493 to 921 code for a protein of 142 amino acids. The transcript has 4 exons. Gene Ontology annotation, biological process: positive regulation of nuclear-transcribed mRNA poly(A) tail shortening; DNA-templated transcription; positive regulation of translational initiation. NCBI's taxonomy places the organism in Eukaryota, Fungi, Basidiomycota, Agaricomycetes, Boletales, Suillaceae.
AUCGCAAGCUUGCACUACUAGCUAGCAGCUAAGUCGUAACGUAACCUACAUUUAAAUGAUAUUAUGUAAAAACGGAAAGGUUGCCCAACCCUUUUGACACCUUUGCUACACGGCAAAACAAGGCCGACUAGCUCAGUUGGUUAGAGCGUCGUGCUAAUACGGUUCAUUGAUAAAAGUGUUUAUGGUACAAUUUCACGCUCUUAUCGAUGGACUUGAUACGCGAAGGUCUUGGGUUCGAUCCCCACGUUGGCCAAUCUUUUUGUAGACUCUUGUUGCCUUCAGCACCGUCUAACUUGGUUCUAGGCGUUCGUGAAUACUCUUUUGAACGUCACAGGGACGACAGACCUUUAGUUGAAUGUUCGACAGGCUAGUGAUGCCCAGUGAGGUUGUGGCCUGCCAGUAUAGGGUACAGGCUGUAUUACGUCAUCUGCCGCAUUCUUACUACGCUCUGCGAUCCAUCAACACGAUUGCUCGUGUGUUAACCGAGCCAACAUGUUCUUUAUCAAAGAGUUGACGCAUACAAUUCUCCUCCAUCCGUCAUAUUUUGGCCCUCGGAUGCUCCAGUUCCUCGAGUCAAAACUGUACUCAGACGUAGAAGGAACAUGUUCAGGCGCAUUCGGGUACAUUAUUGCUGUCGUCUCCAUCCUGGAUAUCGGAAAAGGCAUGGUACUGAGCGGAAGUGGCCAGGCCGAAUUUAUCACCCGCUAUCGUGCAAUAGUCUUCAAGCCAUUCAAAGGAGAAGUGGUCGAUGGGGUCGUGAAUAACGUUAACAAGAUGGGCUUCUUUGCUGACGUCGGGCCAUUGACAGUUUUCGUGUCUCACCAACUGAUACAUCCUGACAUGAAAUUUGAUCCGACCUCAAAUCCACCAUCCUUUGCAUCAGAGGACCAGGUAUCGUCCAUUUAUGUAUGGUCCCCCUAAUGUCCCUACCUUGUCUCGAACAGAUCAUCGAGAAGAAUACUCGUGUACGGCUAAAAAUUGUGGGAACGCGCGUCGAUGCUACCGAAAUUGUGAGUCUUUUAAUUUUAGUACGACUACAACUGUUAACACAAGGUAGUUCGCCAUCGGAACGAUCAAGGAAGAUCAUCUUGGUGUUAUAGACUAGUCAAAAGAUCGAAUUUGGACGAUCACCUUAUGUAUACCUGCUAUCACUGUAUUCGCUGUGUUAUUUACUGCAAAGUAC